GCCCCAUGGAGCGCCCCGCGCCCCGCCGCGCCCCGCUGCUGCCGCUGCUGCUCGGCGGCCUCGCGCUGCUGGCGGCCCCAGCGGGUGCAGACGUCCCGAUGGAGACCUGCUGUGCUGACGGACACCGGAUGGCCACGCAGCAGAGGGACUGCUCACAGCCGGACCCCUCGGGCUCCAGGGAGUGCAGGAUGGUCCGGGAGCAGUGCUGCCACAACCAGCUGGAGGAGCUGCACUGCGCCACGGGCAUCAACCUGGCCAGCGAGCAGGAGAGCUGCGACCCCACCCCUGGCGGCCAGGCCGGCCUCGAGGCCGUGUAUGUGAAGAGGUGCUGCCACUGCUGCCUGCUGGGCAGGGCGGCCCAGGCGCAGGGCCGGAGCUGCGAGUACAGCCUCAUGGUCGGCUACCAGUGCGGGCUGGUCUUCCGGGCGUGCUGCGUCAAGGGCCAGGAGACGGCGGACUUUGCCCCUGGGGAUGUUGGGGUGCCCCAGGAAACAGCCAAGGUGUCCGAGCUGGAGGAGGAGCCAGAGGACCCGUACCUGAAUGACCGCUGCCGAGGUGGCGGGCCCUGCAGGCAGCAGUGCCGGGACACGGGGGAGGAGGUGGUCUGCUCUUGCUUCGUGGGCUACCAGCUGAUGCCCGACGGCGUCUCCUGUGAAGAUGUGAACGAGUGCAUCACGGGCCGCCAUGCCUGCCGGCUGGGCGAGUCCUGCAUCAACACAGCCGGCUCCUUCCGCUGCCAGCGGGACAGCAGCUGCGGGACGGGCUACGAGCUCACCGAGAACAAUGACUGCAAAGAUAUUGACGAAUGUGAGAGUGGUAUUCAUAACUGCCUCCCCGAUUUUAUCUGUCAGAAUACUCUGGGAUCCUUCCGCUGCAGACCCAAGCUACAGUGCAAGAGCGGCUUUAUACAAGAUGCUCUAGGCAACUGUAUUGACAUCAACGAGUGUUUAAGUAUCAGUGCCCCGUGCCCGGCUGGGCAGACUUGCAUCAACACGGAGGGCUCCUACACGUGCCAGAAGAAUGUGCCCAACUGUGGCCGUGGCUACCAUCUCAAUGAGGAGGGAACCCGCUGUGUUGAUGUGGACGAGUGUUCGCCGCCCUCCGAGCCCUGCGGGCCGGGGCACCGCUGCGUGAACUCCCCUGGAAGCUUCCGCUGCGAGUGUGAGGCUGGUUACUAUUUUGACGGCAUCAGCAGGACGUGUGUGGACAUCAACGAGUGUCGCCGCUACCCGGGGCGGCUGUGCAGCCACAAGUGUGAGAACACACUCGGCUCCUACCGCUGUAGCUGCUCCGCGGGCUUCCGGCUGGCUGCUGACGGCCGGUCCUGCGAAGAUGUGAAUGAAUGCAGCAGCAGCCCCUGCAGCCAGGAGUGUGCCAACGUCUACGGCUCCUACCAGUGCUACUGCCGGCGCGGCUACCAGCUCAGCGACGUGGACGGGGUCACCUGCGAGGACAUCGACGAAUGCGCCCUGCCCACGGGUGGCCACAUCUGCUCCUACCGUUGCAUCAACAUCCCCGGCAGUUUCCAGUGCAGCUGCCCUGCGUCUGGGUACCGGCUGGCCCCCAACGGCCGCAACUGCCAAGACAUUGACGAGUGUGUGACCGGCGUCCACAACUGCUCCAUCAACGAGACCUGCUUCAACAUCCAGGGCGGCUUCCGCUGCCUGGCCUUCGAGUGCCCUGAGAACUACCGCCGCUCCGCAGACACGCCCCGCCAGGAGAGGACGGAUGCCGUCCGCUGCAUCAAGUCCUGCCGACCGGGCGACGUGGCCUGCAUGCUGGACCCGGUACACACCGUCUCCCACACCGUUGUCUCGCUGCCCACCUUCCGCGAGUUCACCCGCCCUGAGGAGAUCAUCUUUCUCCGGACCAUCACACCCUUGUACCCCACCAGCCAAGCCGACAUCAUCUUCUACAUCACGGAGGGCAACCUGCGGGAGUCCUUCGACAUCACCAAGCGCUACGUGGACGGCAUGACCGUGGGUGUCGUGCGCCAGGUGCGGCCCAUCGUGGGCCCGUUCCACACCGUCCUGAAGCUGGAGAUGAACUACGUGGUCGGGGGUGUGAUGUCCCAGCGGAAUGUCGUGCACGUCCAUGUCUUCGUGUCCGAGUACUGGUUCUGAGCGCCACGGUGCAGCCAAGCCCGUGCCCCAGGCCAAGUCAUUGCUGCCAGUGGCGAUGCCCUGUCCCUGUUCUUGCCACACAGACGUGUCUUCACUUUAUGUACUGGUGUGUAGUGUUAGGCUGGGCCAUGGGAGUACGUCCCUCUGACGUCUCAUGGUGUCUAAUGAGUCCAAUUACUCAACUGUUGGGUUGGAAACCUUGGCUUAUUUUUCAAUGCAAAGAUUAUAUUUUCCUCCCCUUCUCUGCCGGGGGUGGGCAUAGCUAAGGACCAAGGAAAGAAAGAUAAUUUUCAGGGGUCAGCCAGUCCACAAGCCGAGAAAAACCAGUUCUUGCCCUGAUUGUGUGAAACCCGGCACCCGAUUCCAAGGAUGCGGCUGCUGCGGAACAGCUUCUGCAGCGCGCUCUGCCCGGGGGCACUGGGCCCGCGGAGCCGUUCGAAGGCAAAUGGCGGUUGUGUCAAAACAGAAAAGCCUUGGUAUAAACACAGCCUCAGCUCUGAGGCCCCCACCCCGCGUCUGUCCGCCAGGGAACGGCUGGGCUCCUCGGCCGCGGCACCAGCUUUCUUGUGGUCCUGGGAAAAUAAACAGCGUCGAGAUCCUCCUGAUGACUGUGCACGGCCGUGU
Talpa occidentalis (Iberian mole) is the source of this 2747-nucleotide messenger RNA. RefSeq names its product fibulin 1 (gene FBLN1). Gene Ontology annotation, molecular function: peptidase activator activity; calcium ion binding. The record is from RefSeq and is a predicted model, not a curated record. Gene Ontology annotation, biological process: extracellular matrix organization. Lineage: Eukaryota; Metazoa; Chordata; Mammalia; Eulipotyphla; Talpidae. Gene Ontology annotation, cellular component: extracellular region. Bases 6 to 2123 code for a protein of 705 amino acids. The transcript has 17 exons.